Messenger RNA from Drepanopeziza brunnea f. sp. 'multigermtubi' MB_m1, 1269 nucleotides. RefSeq lists its product as uncharacterized. The record is from RefSeq and is a predicted model, not a curated record. Gene Ontology annotation, cellular component: mitochondrion. NCBI's taxonomy places the organism in Eukaryota, Fungi, Ascomycota, Leotiomycetes, Helotiales, Drepanopezizaceae. Gene Ontology annotation, molecular function: branched-chain-amino-acid:2-oxoglutarate transaminase activity. Gene Ontology annotation, biological process: L-valine biosynthetic process; L-leucine biosynthetic process.
AUGGCCCCAGCAGCUGUCACUCCUCCUCGGGAGGUCCAGCAGGUCAAGGAACUCAACUCUGCUGCCGUUGCCCGCAAGAUUGCUGAGACCGCGCCAGAGCUGACCAACAACAAUGCCCCCGAAGGUGGUCUGCGUCCAUUGGAUGCGUCCAAGCUGAAGUUCACCAGAACCACAACCCCCAUGGCCGUCCCAGCACCCGGAGAUCCCAUUAUCGCAACCGCCUCCCAAUGUACAGAUCACAUGCUCACCGCAGUAUGGAACACAACAACCGGCUGGGCGGACCCCGAGUUGCGACCCUACGGCACCCUCCCCCUGGCACCAACCGCAUCCUGCCUCCACUACGCAACCCAAUGCUUCGAGGGCAUGAAGUUCUACCGUGGCUACGACGGCAAGCUGCGACUAUUCCGCCCCGACUGCAACACCCGCCGCCUGCUGAUCUCCUCCGUCCGCAUCUCGCUCCCAGCCUUCGACCCCAAGGAGCUGGAGAAGAUGAUCAUUGCUAUGCUCGCCGUCGAUGGCCCCAAAUGGCUCCCCGAGCCUGGGUCGUACCUCUAUCUCCGUCCGGCUAUAAUUGGGUCCGCUGGUGCUCUUGGUGUCGCUACGCCCAAGGAAGCCACCCUCUUCGUAAUUGCCUGCUUCAUGCCUCCUCUUAGCCAGGUCGGCGGGUUAAAGCUCCUAGCCUCGACGGACGGCGUACGAGCCUGGCCUGGUGGAUUCGGCUACGCCAAGGUUGGCGCGAACUACGGCCCCAGUCUGCUCGCUACCGGCGAGGCUAAGCAGCGAGGGUACGAUCAGGUUCUGUGGUUGCUGGACGGCAAGGUCACCGAGGCGGGCGCAAGCAACUUCUUCAUUGUCUGGAAGACGACGGAAGGCAAGCUGCAACUGAUCACGGCGCCGUUGGACGACAAGAUCAUCCUGGACGGUGUCACGCGCAGAAGCAUCCUGCAGUUAGCUCGGGAGCGGCUCGUAGACGGCAACAGCAAGCUCGACGCCCUUGAGGUUGUCGAGCGGAACUUCACCAUGGAUGACGUUGUUGCCGCUUCCAAGGAAGGACGGAUCCUUGAGGCUUUCGCUGCUGGCACUGCUUUCUUCGUGUCCCCAGUCUCCGUCAUCAACUACAGGGACAAGGACAUCCAGAUCCCCAUGGGCAGCGGAGAGAGUGGCGAGUACACCAGCCUGAUCAGGACGUGGUUGUUCAACAUCAUGUACGGCAAGGAGGAGCACGAGUGGGGUGUCGUGGUCGAGGAGGAGAAGCAAACCGUAGCGUAG